AUGUCUGAAAGCGAUUACUUUACGGCAAUGUUUGCCACAAACGAGUGGUUAGAGUCCAAGACAAAUAGCAUGAGACUUGAGGAGACAUUACUUCAGCCACUGAUUAAUGUACUGAAGAUGUCGUACGGGUUUAGAGUCGACACAAAUGAGUGGAAACUACAGGAAAUGAAUGAAACCAUAAUUACGGCCAAUAGGUAUCAGUUCCGGCGCAUAGAGAGUAUGUUAUCGGCAAAAGUGAUCCAAAGAUAUCCGAAAAUGAACGACAAGAACGCCGUGGAAGUGAUGGAAAUGAUCCGCGAUUUGUACGAAAUGUCAAAAAUGUGUCACUUAUUUGACUUACGGGAGGAAUGUCUUCACUAUUGGGACACAAACGCCGAUCGAGUGAUUGAAUCGUUGGGCAAACUAUACUUAGGCCGGGAUCUGGUGUUAGAAGUGUUGAGUCGCGACACGUUUGGCGUUCACGAAGUGGACAUCUUCAUGGGUUUAGUCGAGUAUCUGAUCCGUAAUAAAUCGGUUCUCACUUUUACGGCUAAGUUAUCACUGCUUCGAGUGAUUCGCUUCGAGAUAUUGACUGACAUAACGAUAAUCCGUACCAUAAAUCCGGUGAUCAAGUCAUUGGCCACUAAGAAGAUCUUCGGCGAGCGUCUCAUUGAGUGUCUCAUCGAUGACGUGAAACAAAAGCAUAAGAGAUCCAGAGGUCGACGAAUCACUUAUAAACCCCCGAAACUGUUACCACUGUUUGUCACGAAGAUUGAAGUCUUUAAUUGUUACUCAUUUGAAGAGUUUAUUCUACUAUUCAUACCAUUCCUGUCGUACGGCCUCCUAAACGACUCCAAACUCUUCGAAGCCAUAAACUCGGCAUUUGUGAGGAUCACCAACAGAUCCACGGGACCCACACCCACAUCGCUAUCAUCGGCAGCAGACGUACCGGCUGUUUGCUACGAAGACAUCGACUGUUUCGCGAAGAACGGGCCGUUGAGACACAUCGGGACACUACCGGCCCCUCCCGACAAAAUCAAUACCCGAUUCUUCGCGUUCAGCCGCUACUCAACGGGACAGGCGUUUGAGUUGAACGUAAAACACCCGCAAAGCCUAUCAAUCGUGGCUCAGGAGCAGGCCUUGGCUAUACUGAUCCACGGGUUCGCCAACGACGCCAAUAAGACGGAACUACUGGCCCUCAAAGACUCGCUCCUAUACUACACGUACGUAAACACAGUUAUAAUCGUGGACUGGAGUAGGGGUGCUCUGGCGCCCUGGUAUACGGAGGCGGCCACUAAUACACAAGUAGUGGGUCGACAGAUAACCCUUUUGGUGGAAAGCCUACGCCGAAAUGGUCGCACCAAUCCAUUCAAUGUCCACUUAUUUGGGUUCAGUUUGGGCGCACAGAUAGCCGGCUUCGCCGGGAAGUACUCGCAGAUGAAGUAUAAGUGGAAAUUUGGUCGCAUUUCCGCACUGGACGCCGCCGGACCCCUAUUCGAAGGCUAUCCCGGCUCCUAUCUCACCAAAUCGGACGCCUAUUUCGUGGACGCCAUACAUACCAGUGCCGGAAAUAACAUACUGAAAGGGGAGUUAGGUUUUCUGGGACCUAUUGGACACAUAGACUUCUACCCCAACAACGGCACCCGACAGCCCCGGUGCCAGAAAAGGAUAGUCAGCACAUGUGACCACAACUCAGCCCUCUAUUACAUGGAGUCGUCGUUGAGAAGUGCGGCCAACUGUACGUUCGUUGCCUUCAAAUGCAACUCAUGGCUGGAGUACGUGUCGGGCAAGUGCUCGGACAGGAUAGGAGUGGCCGUCAUGGGCUACCUGAGUGUGUUGGCCCGCAGUGGCGGUAACCACUACCUCAAGACUACGGCAAAGUAUCCGUUUUGUUGGGAUUAUAAACUCCGGCGGAAACAGUUUGGGAUUAAGACUAAUAAAAGGAAAUCAAUGUCUGUAUUAAAAGGUCGUAUUAAUGAAUGA
Molecule: messenger RNA, 1962 nt
Organism: Oppiella nova
Lineage: Eukaryota; Metazoa; Arthropoda; Arachnida; Sarcoptiformes; Oppiidae
Source: the annotation of a GenBank genome assembly